AUGACAGAGAGAUCAUUAAAACAGACUUGUUUAAGUUAUUUGUUGCAAAGAAGAGAAUCAAUACCAAAGAAUGUAAACAUGAUAUGUGAGAUACCAGAGAUUAGAGAAGAAUUUGUAAAUUUAUCAAAGAGAAAGAACUUGGUUGAUGAUCAAUUCUUUUCAGUAUUUGGUGACAUCUUUAUUGGAGGCAGUGGGAAUAAUAGUUUUAAUCAACAACACCAACAAUCACAGCAAUCAUUACAUCAACAGCUACAACAACCACAAUCACAACAAGCAUUACAUCAACCACAACAGCAACAACAACAACAACAACAACUUAUUCCAUCUCAAACACCCAUACAGACAACUGCAUCGGCAUCUACCUCUUCAUCUUCUUCAUCUGCCCCAUCAUCAGGUCAAUGUCAAGUUGGUAGUCAAAAUGGUGGUCAAAUCAAUAUUGGUCAAUAUUCAAAUAGUAGUAGUAGUAGUAGUGGUGUUAAUAUGAUAUCUUCAAGUGCAAAUCAAGGUGGAGGAACAAAUUCUCAAACUCUAUCUUCUGUUGUCCAUUCCAACAGCAAUAUCAAUACUUGUACACAACAACAACAACAAAAAAUGGAAAACGGUCAUUUUCCAAUUGUUUCGAGUGACAAUGACAUAGAAAUGAUUCCCUCUUCAAUUCAACAACAACAACAACAACAACAAAAUCAUUCAAUAACUAAUAAUAAUCAUCAAAAUAAUAAUUAUAACAAUACUAUUAAUAAUCAAAAUAAUAAUAAUAAUUUAAUUGUUCAAGAGAUAGAUUUAUCAUUAUUAGGAAGAUUAACAGAUAUAUCUAUUCAAUUCCUUACAAAGUACACCAAUUUGGUUCAUUUGAAUGUAUCAUUUUGUACGGGACUUUCAAGUGAAUUUGUUAAAUUUUUAGCAGCAGUGCCAGAGAUACAACUUCAAUCAUUGAAUCUUUACAAUACCAACACCACCGACACUACUCUUCAGUUAAUCGUAUCUACAUACUCUCAUUCCCUUCGAUCGAUUGUUUGGCUUCUACUCAAGUGUACCCAGCUUCAACACCUUGACAUUUCUCAUUGCCGUAAAUUGACAUCUGCCACAACCAAAAAUCUAACGUUCCCAAACCUACUCCAUCUGAACGCAUCAUGGAUACCAACAACCGAGACCAAGGAAUCCUCUUUCCAUAAAUGUGUCAAAGCUUGUCCCAAGCUCACAACACUCACAAUUGCAGCAAGUGGUAUUUCCGAAGCAGAACUCUUAAAGAUAUUGAUCGAAGGUGGUAAAAGAUUACUCAAUUUAGAUAUUUCCUACAGUCCAAACUCAAUCACAUCGAUUGAUAGUAAAGUUUUUAAACACAUGUCACAACUUCAAUCACUGACAUUGGCUGGUUGUAGUUUUAAAGAACCAAUACUCCGUCGCAUCAUUGAAUCUACACCAAAUCUCAAAGAGUUGGAUAUUUCUCACCAAGAUGGAGUAUUACCUUGGAGCCUUCUCAUGUACAUUGUGAGUGACUCUAAUAUUCUCCAACACUUGCAUAUGAUCAAUCUCUCUCAAUCAAAGUUUGAUAAAUUUGACAUUGAAACUCUUUUACAUUAUCCCAAUUUGAAAAUUUACUUACCAUCAGUUUAA
Cavenderia fasciculata is the source of this 1614-nucleotide messenger RNA. RefSeq lists its product as uncharacterized. The record is from RefSeq and is a predicted model, not a curated record. Bases 1 to 1614 code for a protein of 537 amino acids. The transcript is spliced from 2 exons. Lineage: Eukaryota; Evosea; Eumycetozoa; Acytosteliales; Cavenderiaceae.